UGCCAGAAGACAAGCUAAUCAUUUCGAAAUCAGGCGAUUCCGAUUUUCGGGACGCACGCAAUUAUUGCGGCAAAGGCACGCUGAGUACCGUUUCUGAAACAAAUAUAGAAUAUCAAUAGGAUUAACGGCGGCUUGGAACAGCAUGGGGGGACGAUUUUUAUGCACAAUAAGAGCAAAGUGUGAUUGUGGAUGACGUCAACUUCGACAGAUAGUUGGCGGUGUACCAACUGUCGUUAACGAAUUCCCAAUGAUGGCCGGACUGGUCCAUUUACAGAAGAGAAAAAUAUCCUGUGGUGCUACCAUUAUCGCGAGUAGGUACGCGAUUAGUGCCGCCCAUUGUGGCUUAAAUGAAACUGUCAGAACAUUCGGUUUAUUGGUUGGUGAUGAUGAUAUUAACGGCAGAGAUGAUACCCCGUCAGCAGCAUUGUAUACCAUAGAAAACAUCCUAAGACACCAUAUGUAUAAUUUGGGUUCGAAAGAAAACGACAUUUCCAUUAUCAAGACUGAGAAAAUAAUUUCUUUUGGAAGUGAUGUUGGCCCGGCGUGUUUACCUUUUCGGUUUUCAAAUUUUGAUUUCAAUGAUCAAAAGGUGCUGGCAUUGGGGUGGGGAACGACUACUGGACCAAAACUUCAAAAAGUAAACCUUACUACAAUUUGUAAUAAUAAGCGCCAAGAAGAAUUGCCUAGUGAGAAGAUUUUCAGUAGCGUACUGUGCUCUUAUGGCGCUGGUAAGGAUGCGUGCCAGUUUGCUUCGGGUGGUCCACUUUUAUGGUACGAUAGUGAAUCGAAGAGAUUACAGUUGGUUGGCGUAAUUUCUAAUCAUCUUGGCUGUGGAGGUGAUUUGCCCGCUGUUAAUACUAGAGUGACUUCUUAUCUGGAUUGGAUAAUUUCGAAAACAUCCGAUGUAGAUUAUUGUAUUAAAUAAUUUUGAUUACUUGUGUAUGAUCUUUUAUAUUCAUUUUUAAUGAUGACUAAUUUUUUAUAUUUUAUUCGUGAUGUCGUGAGUUCGUGACAUGAAGUCUUCUGUGUUAAAUGGUGGUUUAAGCAACAAUACGAAACAAAUGCGAGGGGAGAACGCCUACUAUUAGCCUCAGUUAAUUUUUUAAACCA
Messenger RNA from Photinus pyralis (common eastern firefly), 1110 nucleotides. RefSeq names its product venom serine protease 34-like. Bases 248 to 925 code for a protein of 225 amino acids. NCBI's taxonomy places the organism in Eukaryota, Metazoa, Arthropoda, Insecta, Coleoptera, Lampyridae. Gene Ontology annotation, biological process: proteolysis. The transcript has 6 exons. Gene Ontology annotation, molecular function: serine-type endopeptidase activity. The record is from RefSeq and is a predicted model, not a curated record.